Messenger RNA from Chara braunii, 9017 nucleotides. Lineage: Eukaryota; Viridiplantae; Streptophyta; Charophyceae; Charales; Characeae. The record is from the annotation of a GenBank genome assembly.
GGUUAGAGUCUACGUGGUGAGGUUUGGAACCGUCAAUCCGGUUGUGCACUUAUCACCAUGGUUGAGACCCGCAGUGGGAAGAACACUAGCCCCUACACCCAGGAACAGCAAGAGAAGAUGGCCGCCUUAGUGAGAGAGAACAAGGAGAGGAAAGAACUCCUGAAACAUGCGAAGUUGAAAGCAAUUGCAGAGGAGCAGGCGGCGAAGAUGAAGAAGUUAGAAGAAGAGAUGGAGGAGAAGAAAAAGGUUGUCGAGGAAGAAGCAGCAGCAGAAGCAGAGGAGGAGAGAAAACGCAGGGAAAUAAAAGGAGAGAGUAGUGGCACGGCAAAGGAGGAUGCAACAAUGGAGAAGAAGAUUAGUGAGUGGAUCGCUAAUUUAUCAUUGGGGGAAGAUGAGGAGGCACAGUUCUAUGUGCCACAGGAUGAGAGAGAUGUGUUAGCCAGCACGCUAGCAGCAAUUGAGGACCCCCUGGAACGGCAAGAAGCAGAGGAGGAGAAGAGGUUGGAGAGUAGAGUAGGGGCACGUAUAGAUUCAGGGGCUACCCGUAGCUAUAUUAGUCGUAGAGCGUUGAAGAAGUUGAGGCUAGGAUUGAAGGUCCAAAAGUUGGCAGACCCCAUAGUCAGUGUCCUCGCAGACAACCGCACAAUGCGAGUUGAGGACUACGCAGAGGGAGUCCAGGCGUACUUUCGCCUAGAAAAAGAUGGGAAGGUGGAGAAAGUCCUCCAUUCCCUGACUCUCCUCGUACAGGAUGACCUUCCUUUUGAUAUAGUGUUAGGAAUGGAUUGGCGAGAGGCAGCAGGGGCCACACUCCACUUGAGAGAGCAUGAGUGUAGGCUCCCUAGUCCAUCAGGCGAGGUCAAGACUGCCCGCCUGUUUCAUGUGUCAGGUGUCGACAACACUCUGGCACAUUGCUGUCUUAGUGCUCCCACGUUCGUGCGAUUAGUGAAAAAGGAGCAGUUAGAGGAUCAGGUCUUUGUAGUUUAUGUUAGACCUGUCAUUGAGGCUAAGGAAGAAGUUAGUUCCACAGAUCCAACCAUUGCCAAGCUGCUGGAGGAGUUUAAAGAUUUGAUCGAGUCGCCGACAGGAGUAGUGCCGCAACCAAUCCAGCACAGAAUAGAAAUAGAGCCUGGCAGUAGUACUCCUAAGGGAGCAGUCUACAGGAUGUCCCCUAGAGAGUUAGAGGAGCUACGUAAGCAAUUGGAUGAGCUCCUGGAGAAAGGUUGGAUCAGGCCUAGUUCGUCUCCUUUUGGAGCACCAGUUUUGUUCGUCCCCAAGAAGGAAGGAGAGUUACGUAUGUGUAUAGACUAUAGGGGUUUGAAUGCCAUCACAGUGAAGAAUGCUGAACCACUUCCUAGAAUAGAUGAUCUUUUAGAUCGGGUGCAGGGUUGCAAGUAUUUCUCAAAGAUAGAUUUGAAGUUCGGGUAUCAUCAGAUAGAAGUUCACCCUGAUGACCAGUACAAGACUGCAUUCCGGACUAGAUAUGGGCAGUAUGAGUUUAUAGUGAUGCCCUUUGGACUAACCAACGAGUCAGCUACAUUUCAGCGUUGUGUUGACGUGGCAGACAGGCACGCAGGUGUUGAUGUUUCAGACAGGCAGGCAGGUGUUGACGUGGCAGACAGGCAUGCAGACAGAGAGGCAGGUAAACAGACGGACAGGCAUCUGCUGUAUUCGGCGAUUACUUCGCUGAUGCUCUCACGGAAGAGAAAUAGCUUCAGGAAUGUCGUGAACGAUACGAGUAUAUCGUGGCUGAAGAUUCAUGACAAGGAUGAGCGUGAACCUCGGUCUGGGUGUAAAGUGUCCUACGGUGUGCGAGGUGAUAAGAAUGAUGAGGCUCUCGACACUUGGUUGAGAAUGGUGCCAGUGUGGGUCAGGGCAAAGAGGACACGGGUAGAGGAAGAGGUGAUCAUUGUCGCCUCGUAUCUGGAGGGUUCAACAACUCGAUGGCUAGAUGGAUUAGUAGCCUCGAAAGGGUUCGGUAGGUGCAUGAAUGAUUGGGCUAAGACCCAUGCUCUUAAGAGCGUCAUGGAAUUGGUAGGGUUUGAGAGAUUAGUUGUUCUAGCUGGUGAGAUUUUACGUAGUUUAUGUUUAGGAGAUUGUCAUAAUGCAAUGGGACGUUUUGGCUAUAAGAAGACUAGUGCAAAUCUGGUACAACGAUUUUGGUGGCCUGGUAUGCUGGACAAAGCCAAACAGUACGUUCAGACUUGUCAAGUCUAUCAGCAGAACAAGUCGCGGACUCGAGUUCCGAUUGGAUUACUCAAGCCUCUACCCAUUCUCGCUGGUCUGAGACAGAGUGUUUCCAUGGAUUUCAUGGAUACCCUUGUGACCAGCAAGAGUGGCAAGAGGCAUAUUUUCGUCAUAGUUGAUAGGUUGACUAAGUUCGCUAGACUGAUUGCCAUGCCAGAGACCGCGAGGGCUCAACACGUCGUCAAGUUAUUCAUGGAUAACUGGGUUCUGAAAGCAGUUCGCACGAUCCCUAUGGAUGUGCUUUUCAGCGAUGAUCGUGAUCCGUGUUUGAAGUCCCAACGUGGUGAAGGUGAAGGAAUUGCUCGUGCCCUGUCCCAAACACGAAAUUGUGCGACAGUUGUUGACGUGCCCGAUGAUAGCAAUCCCCCACCGCCAGUUGCACGUGUUCCUCAUCCGCGCGCUUACCUUUCUCACUGGUUUGAUGAUGCAAAGAAGGUUGGUUUGCGAAAGGUCUUGAAUGAGAUCUUUUUCAAAAUGUUUGUGAAGACUGCGACGGUCGUGAAGGAUGAACGGAUAUGGGAAAAAUUCCUUGAUUGGCAGAGAACUAAACUCACUGAUAUGUGCUCGGAACGAGGAUCCUCUCUGCCCUUCAAUCCGUUGAAUAUUUUGGAUGUGGAGUCCAACUGGAUGUUGCAAUCCCUUCUGCACGAUGACUACAUUGCGCUCUCCAAUGACGAGAUUGCAAGAAUGACAUUUGAUUUGCCCUAUUGUCCGACGGAUGGGACUAUUCCGGAGCCCUUCUUCAGAUAUGCUCGCAUACAAAGUCUCAUCAAAAGAAUUUCUCUCGGUGUUGCUUCUUCCGCUCUUCCUUUGGCCACUGUCCGUCCAAUGUCAUUACCGGCACCGUCUCCUGCCAAUUGUCAACGUCUUGCAGUUUAUGCUUCGCCGUCCAAUGUGGGAACGCUCAUCGUCACUGCUUCUACGGUUGUUUCUGCUUCUCCUGCCGCUAUGUUUACUCCAUCUCCUGCUCCUUGCGUUGUCCCCGCUCAUGUCUCACCAGCUGCACAACUGCAAGUCCGUACAGGAGGUUUGCCAGAAGUCACAGCUUCUACUUUUGAUAUUGCCGUCUAUGAGUCUCUUGCAUCCGUUGGUCCCAAAAAAGUGCAUGCGCAUCUCUCCUAUCUUCAUAGCUCUCACAGGUUGCAAGAUAUCGCGCAAGCAGCUGAGGAGUUGCAUACGGAUAUGAACACGUGGAGGUCUGUUGAUGCUGCGGAUGUCUUGACUACCAUCGGCAACGACAAAGUCGAUUUCAAACUUUUGAGGAUUAUCGCCGGAAAGUGCUGCAACAGAGUUCUAUUCAGAGCUAGAGAAGCGGCAGCAGCAGCCGAGCAAGCGCUAGCAACGGCAACAACCAUUGCAACAGCUAUAGCUACUUUUGCUGCUACCUCAACCGCUACAUCUGGUGAGAUGAUCAUUGGCAUGCCGCAGAAUUCGCAGGCCACAUCCAGCAAAGUGAACACAAGCAAUUCUUCCAGCGAGAUGGUGGGCUCGCAGUACAACUCACCACCUCCACGUACUCGAGAAGCCAUUGAACUCCAGCAAGUGGAGUUGAUCCGCUUACGGUUAGAGAAGGAACUUAGAGAAGCUACUGAAAGAGAAAAUGAGAUUAGAACUAGGAAAACUAGACUAGAGAAUAGGAAGGCAUUCAAAGUUUUUGUAGAAGGGUUCGAUGACGCUGUCAUUGGUGACAACAUGAGAAUUCUCAAGGCAGGUCUUCUGUACAUGCAUGCAUACAUGGGCAGCAAACUGGAUGCUAUCCAGGAUACCCUUGACCAGAUACUAAGCACCAAUGCAGGGAAUGAGAAAGCUUUCCCAUCUCCAAUAGGUGGGCCCAGUUUUCGGCGUCCGGUGUUUUCAUCACCAGUUUCUUCUCUGGUGAUGACUAGUCCUACUAUGUCUCAAUAUAGCAGUUCACCAAGAGAUGGAGGAGACGACGAUGUUAUCGGUACGGAUGGUGAAGCAUUACCCGUCGAGGUACGGGCACCAGACUUUGAGGGCGUAGACCACGGCGAGGAGCUCCUUCUCGUUGGAUGGGUAGUUCAUUUCUGCGGGAAGGAGUUUCUUGCUGGCGAAUGUGAUGGGGUGCUCGCUGGGUGGGCAUUGGGAGUGAGUGGGGGAGUCCUUGAUGGAGGGGUUUCCGCAGGGUCGGGGGGAAAGUGCUGGGAUAAGACGGCCCCGAUGGCAAAGUCGGAGGCAUCUUUGGUGACGAAGAAGUGGCGAGUGGGGUCGGCGAUUUUGAGGACGGGGGCAGUGGUGAUGAACUCCUUGAGUUUGUCGAAGGCGGUUUGGCGGUCGUCUGUCCAAGCGAAGGAAUUUCUGGUCGCGGAGGAUGGCGAGAACUUGGCGGAGAUGAUCAAGGUGGGACUCGAAGGUGGGGCUAAAAACAAGAAUGUCAUCGAGGUAGAUCACGACACAGACUUCGAGGAGGUCGCGGAAGAUGUGGUUCAUGGUGGAUUGGAAUGUGGCGGGGGUGUUGGUGAGACCGAAAGGCAUUACGAGAAACUCGUAGUGCCCGAAGUGGGAGCGGAAGGCGGUCUUGUGGGUGUCCUCCUCGCGGAUGCGGAUCUGGUGGAAGCCAUUGCGGAGGUCGAUCUUGGUGAAGUAUUUGGCUCCACGGAGGUGAUCAAGAAGUUCGGAUAUCCGGGGAAGCGGAUACUUGUUCUUGAUCGUGAUCAGAUUCAAGGCGCGGUAGUCUAUGCACAUGCGGAGUUCCGAGGUGCCGUUCUUCUUGACGAAGAGACAACUGGUUCCGAAGGGGGAGGAGCUAGGCUUAAUGAAUCCUUUUUCAAGGAGUUCAUUGAGUUGGCGCUUCAUUUCUUCGGCCACGGGGACGGAGAGCUGAUCGAAGAAAGUGAUUGUGGAGGGGUUGGGGACAUGGUUACAAGGGGCGGAGGGAUUGGCAGACGAAUUGUUGAUGCCAGGACAUGGUUACAAGGGGCGGAGGGACAGUGUUCAAGAGGAGGAGGGCCCAGAGGCCGCGGUGGAGGAGGAGGAAGUGGGUGUGGGAGGGCUGGAUCCUGUGGGGCGGGAAGCCUGGUGGGUGGAGCGGUCGGCCUUGGGGCAUUUAGUUUGUUGAUGCCCCAGCUGACGGCAACGGAAACAACCGUCGUUGGCCUGGAGGAAGGUGCGUUCGGCGGGGGUGAGCUUUUUGAGACGAGGGGGUUGGGGGGAGGAGGAAAGCUGGGAGGUCAGGCAUUGCCGUUCCAUCCUCAUGAGAUGGACAACCUGGAAGUCUUCCUCGCGGAGGUGAGGAAGGCGAUCAUGGUGGAGAAGGCGGGUAAGGAGAUCGGUGAGAAGGAGCUCGGGCUCAUGGGCGAGGGCUGCGGUGAGGUGGGGGAAGCAUAUCCGCUUGAUGCGGGAGAUGAAGACGUAGUCGGGAAUGAGAGUCGACGGGAUGUGGAGGCGGAGGGAGCGAACGUAUUGGAUGAAUCGCUCAGUGGGGCCGGUUUGGUGGAGGUUGCAAAAUUGAUCGAUGUAGUCAUCGAUGGUCGUUUGCGGAGUGAAGGUGGCAAUGAGAAGGUCGGCCCAUUGAAGGAAGGUGAUGCGGGGAAGGCCGUUGUCUCGGCGGUUGUUGGCUUCGACACCGAGCUCAUCUGUCUGGAGCCAGAUCCUCCUUCUAUCUCUAUGGCUUCCAUCUCUACGUCCCUCCCUCUACCGUCCAUCGAGUCCACCCCGCCGUCGGGCGCUGACACUGGCGUUGAGGAACUCGCACACUAUACGGCCGACCUGGAGCCCGCAGUUCGUGACCUAAUUCGAGAGUACCACGACGUUUUCCCAUCGUUGUUUUUCUACGUCGGCAUCCCACCGAUGCGCGGCGUCGAGCAUUCCAUCCAGCUUGUGCUUGACUAUCGUGUUCACCACCAGGUAUCCUACAGACUCUCGAUCCCCGAGGCCACCGAACUCGAGCGUCAGCUUGAGGAGCUUCUGAGAAUGGGUUUCAUUAAACCCAACAACUCCCCGUGGGGUGCACCCAUCCUCUUUGCUCGCAAAGCGGAUGGAACUCUCCGUCUCUACAUUGAUUAUUGCGGGCUCAACCGCUACACGGUUAAGAACAACUACCCCAUGUCUCGUUGCGACGAGCUGUUCGACCGCCUAGCAGGCAACCGCUUCUUUACGAAGAUUGAUCUUCGUAACGGUUACCAUCAGAUUCGCGUCGCUGCAGCGGACCAGCUGAAGACAGCGUUUCGAUCGCGCUUCAGCCACUAUGAGUUUACGGUGAUGCCAUUCGGCCUCACCAACGCACCCGCUACCUUCCAGAGGGCGAUGAACGACAUAUUCAGGGUCAUCCUGGAGCAGUACGUUCUCGUCUACCUCGGCGAUAUCCUGAUCUACAUUCGUACCCUUGAGGAGCAUCUCGGACACCUCCACGACGUCCUUGACCGCUUGCGCAGACAUGGCUUUUAUGUCAAGCUGAGCAAGUGCCGCUUUGGCCAGCACAAAGUGGAUUUCUUAGGACACUAUCCGCCAGUGGUGAGAGAUCAGAUUCUCAUGAGAUUUGGUUGUCAUUUAGGAUUACUCUGGAGGACAGAGGAGAAAGCAUUUGGAGUAUUUGAUGGCAUGUUUGUCUACCUUUCCUCUAAGUCUAUACAAGACCAGAUGUGGCAUCAGGUGUCAGUAUCAAUUGACAAAAAUGGUUACGGACGACUUUUUGUUGAUGGCAUCUCCCAGCAGCUUACCAAGGGCCGGAUCAGCGAACGCAAGCGCUACCAUUCCCAGAUUGGGAUGAUCUUCCAGACAGAUUAUGCACCCUUUUUAUGCCCACCUGCUUCCCCAGCCCAAGCCUUGUCAACAAUCUCCAUGUCCUCGACUUUCCCCUCAUUUAAUUCACAGAAUAGCAGUAUUGCCACUUUUGACCAAGAGAAAUUGAGAUUCCUAUCAAGCAUCCAAGCCCUGAGAGGGACAAAGUCCUUUCUUGAAGGAAAAGGGACCUCUGCAGAAGAUGGACACAUCAAUCUAGAAAUCAAUUCAGGAGAGUUAGCACCCGUACCCAACAUGAAUCUCAAGCUUGCAUAUCGGACCCUUCUCACAGUCAAUUUUUCAUCAGAAAGAUCUAAAUGGCUCUACCCUCCAAUCACCCAGAUGGCACACGUGCCACAAGGCCUUCGUCAUAAUCGUAAUGCAAUGCAUCACCAUUUACGAGGCAGCAAAAGGUCCCUCUACCUUGAUGUCUGGCCAUUUCUUGGUGGAUACUACAGUGUUGAGUUUUCGCCUCACCCACAAAAUCUUACGUGGGACAUCCCAGAUGAAGUUGAAUCGCUUUGUCAUUGCAGUCUUGACAUUGGUCGGGCAUGCGAUCCAUUCUUUGAGACAUUUGAUGGCCUCAUUGAUGAAGUGCAGGUCUGGAAUCGUAGUCUCACUUCCUCAGAGAUCAGUGAGUUUAUGUUUUCACUUCCCCUCUGUGUUUCCUCACUUGCAUACAAUAAUUGCCGGGCUUGGCAAAGUGACUAUGUGAUUGAUCUCAUUGGGUAUUACAAGUUUGGAACACCUUGCCGCCCUCCUUUCGCUGUUAGACCACCUGAUGAGGCACCUAUUCAGCCUGCAACCAACCCUCAGCCCGAGACCAUCACCACGCCUCCGAAUAGUUCAUUGUCCUCGGCCUUCUCUUUGCGACCACCAGACCUCAAAAUAAAGCAAUUCCAGUCACAGAAACAACUAGAACAUCUCAUUGAGUCUCCAGUAACCCAUAGGUUGCCAGUUAACCUCAGCAGUCAAUCAUUUGGACUGGCAUCACUCAACCCUCGGCUUUCUGCCACUUCUCUGUCUCUUUCAGCAAGUGAUUCUCCGCCACAACUAGAUCACUCUAAGAGGAGUCGUGGUCAUCCAACACUUCAUGUCCGACACGAUCAUCAGGCCCUACCGUCCAUGCAGCUUACUGCAGACCAUUCUUUGGUUCUGAGAAACUCCCGGACCAGAGGAUCCUCUUACGUAACAGAGUUUGGGAUCCCUCCUCCUCGGACACUUUCUCAAUCAGUAGAUCUCAGAGUCUCCUCUGCACCACCCCUGAUGAUGUGCACGGGACUUCGUUGCAACAACAAGGGGGUACAUGGAGGAAAGCAUCGCAAAUUGCUGUGGGAUGAAGGGUGGCUGGAGCAACAUGUAGUGGAUAACAGUGCGUUUGAUUCAGAUUCUGCAAAUGAUGAGGAUGUCCUUGCCAGCAACUCACACAGUCCAAGCAAAACACGAAAGCAUGCAGCUCCUGCAAUUGUUCUGACAUGGAGGAAGCCCUUCUGGUUCUCAUCUGCUCCGUGGGUUUCCCCAACAAUAACAUUCUACAAGGGAUCAUUUCUCCCUCUAAAUGGAAAGAAGAGAAUACUGUUUCGUGGACUUGGGUUUGCUCGAAGCUCUUUUGCAAAAUGCAUUGUUACUGCUACCGGUAUUGGUGUGCCUCUACUCAUUCCGAGGCAAAGCAAGAAGGCAGGUAGCUCUCAUUCUGCUGAAAACAAGCUGGUGACUUCAGGUGAAGUCCUUGGGUACAUUGAAAACGAAAGCCUGAUGUUCAGCUACUUUUCAUCACUCAACUGCACAGCACCCACAAUUACAAUCUCAGGUGAUUCCUUUGCGUUGGGAGCUUCAAACGAUGGAGGUCGCACAGAACAGAGUGAGCCAAUUCCAACAAGAGUAACAGGUGAGCAAGAGCUGUAUGGUUUUCUUGCUGGGUGACAAGAAGUGCAAUCAGACUCGACUUCAGACUUGCUUCCACAUGCAUACACACGAACUGAUGGCAAAACUAAAACUCUUCAACUCAGAAUCAACAAUAAACUUGCAUUUAAACU